Molecule: messenger RNA, 3537 nt
Organism: Strongylocentrotus purpuratus (purple sea urchin)
Lineage: Eukaryota; Metazoa; Echinodermata; Echinoidea; Camarodonta; Strongylocentrotidae
Exons: 7
Coding region: 1-3537 (1178 amino acids)
Source: RefSeq, a predicted model, not a curated record
AUGUUACAGAUUGUUCCUGGUAAAGACGCAGCCAGUCCAAAGAGCUACAGGCCUAUCUCCCUACUGUGCCAUACAUAUAAGCUGUUCGGGCGGCUUAUCCUCAACCGCAUCGCCCCAUUCGUGGAUGAACAUCUCAUUCCAGAACAAGCAGGGUUUAGGCCAGGAAAAUCAUGCACUGGCCAACUCCUAAACCUCACUCAGUUCAUUGAGGACGGGUAUGAGAGUAAGCUAAUCACCGGAGCUGCUUUCGUUGAUCUCUCUGCUGCCUACGACACCGUGAAUCACAGAAUCCUUACCAGGAAGAUCUUUGAGCUGACAAAGGACGUGAGACUGACUGGACUCAUCCAGACGUUGCUGUCCAAUCGGCGAUAUUUUGUGGUUCUCAAUGGGAAUCGCAGCAGAUGGCGCAGACAGAAAAAUGGCCUACCACAAGGAAGUGUGCUCGCACCGUUACUCUUUAACGUGUACACGAAUGACCAACCGAUCCACCCAAACACCAGGAGCUUCCUCUACGCCGAUGAUCUCUGCAUCGCCACCCAGAACCAGUCUUUUGUGAAGUUGGAGGAGUCCCUCAGUGAUGCCCUGGCCGGUCUCAUCCCAUACUAUGCGACCAACCACCUGAGAGCUAACCCUGAUAAAACUCAGAUAAGCGCAUUCCACCUCAAGAACAGGGAUGCCAACCAUCAACUAAGGAUCAGCUGGUAUGGGAAAAGGCUGAAGCACACUCCCAACCCAGUCUACUUAGGCGUCACACUCGAUCGCUCCCUUACCUACAAGAACCACAUUGCCAACACAAAGGCAAAAGUUAAAGCCCGCAACAGCAUCCUCAAGAAGCUAGCCAACACCAACUGGGGGACUGAUGCCAGAACAAUCCGGACGACAGCCCUCGCGCUUUGCUUCUCUGCUGCGGAGUAUGCAUCACCAGUAUGGAGUAGGUCGGCCCAUGCACCCAAGAUUGACCCAGCUCUAAAUUCAGCUUGUAGAGCGAUCACUGGAUGCCUAAGGCCAACUAAAGUAGAAGACAUCUACCUGCUCUGCGAUCCUACCCUAAACAACUACCUUCCCGGGUUUCAAACCCUGAACCUUAUUUCACCGAACUAUCCGGAAUCCGACUAUCCAGAUGACGCAGAUUUAUCUUGGAUAGUUACAUGCGAACCGUCAUUCAAGCUCCUUAUUAUGUUCGACGAACUGGACACCGAGGCCAGAUCCGAUAUUUUGAUUCUCGGUAAUGGAACCGAUCCGGAUGACUACUCGACAACGCUGAAGGAGUUUUCUGGUGUUGAGUUUAGAAGAAACAUAACUCUCGAUUCGGAGGACCAAGCGAACAUCUUUUCACCAGACUUUCCUCUAGACUACCCAGAUAACUCCGACGAACUCUGGACCAUUUCGACACCAACAAAUCACCUCAUUCUUCUCCACUUUGAGAAAUUCGUCCUAGAGGAUGUUCAGUAUGAUUCGUUAACCAUCGGAACCGGUCGGCACCCUUCGGACGCCGACUCAAAAGUGAUCGGCGUCUACGGUGGGAGCGUCGUACCCAAUGAUAUACAGUCGGCUAGUCCGUAUCUGUGGCUUCAGUUUGUCAGUGAUGGCUCGGUGUCUGUCCAAGGGUUUUGGAUAGUUGUCUCUGCAACUCGCAUUGAAGCACAAACAACAGUUACUCCAACAACUGACGCAGGCAGUUCAACCUUAAAUGCAACAGAAACACCUCCUCCGGGAAGCACAACUCCCGAGGCUCGUUCUACCAUGUAUCCUCAACCAAAAAGUACUACAGAAGGAACUCUUAUUCCUACGACAGACCCGACCUUCCUCCCUACGACAAACCCGACUAGUAGUCAGUCUGUAAAUCCGAGGUCGACUAGAGGUCUAGCGCCCUCUAAGACGAGCGAAGGCAGCACGAUGUCGUCUGCUAAGGGUUCGACAUUAAUCCUGACAUCGCCAUGGAGUACCGUCUCAGAGGUGCCGGGAUCGAAUGCCCCACGAACAGGUAAUAUGAAAGUUGUGGUGUCAACCGUGAUCAUAUCUCUGCUCGUUCUUGUUGGGUUGCUUCUCCUUGUUGUUCUAUGGCUAGUUCGACGGUCGAGAAAUUCCCCACCCCUGGUCGAUGAUGGCGGCAAGGAUUUGGGCGAAGACGACAACCUCCACCACAUCAACCCUGCCUACGAAUACCAGACCAUCGACCACAUCGUGCUAAACUCUACCCAUCACUCGCCAUCAAACGGUGAGAACUCCAUCAAAAAGCCAUUACCGCGACCACCGACCGACAUCGGCGAAGAAGACGAUCACAGAUACUCGACUUACAUCGAUACGACAAGUGAAAAGAUGAGUUCCGAUCUACCGAUGUAUCAUGGGAGUGGCGGUAACGAAAACGACCGCGAUAGUGGGUGUGAUGAAAGCGGCAUCGGUAUUGACGAGUACCACCGGUAUCCCCAUCGAGGAUCUAAUAUCGGUACCGGUUUAGAUGAUUUGGCCGAUAUCGAGUAUUACGGUACCAGCGAUUUUACAGCGAAGUCAGUUGACGGGCAGAGCGAUAAUGAAGUAUACCAAGAGAUACCGUACGAUCUGGAGACUCAAGAGAAGCAGCGAUCGACCGAUUUCGGCUCGGAUAAGAUGAAAGUGUGCGAUCUAUCGAAUGAAUUGUUGAAAGUCGGCUGCAGUGACGAUCCCAGACGAUCGAGCUCGAACAGUGACGCAAUCGCAGCUAGUUUAAUCGAGAAUGAUUUAUAUAUCCCGAUGAAGCAGGAAAGCGACGGACAUAUUUACGACGAUACAAGUGUUGGUAUGGGCAGUGGAGAUGGUGCGUACAAUGUAGCUGGUGGUGAUAGGUCGGAAGAGAAAUGGAGGAAGGCUCCCGAUGCUGUUGAAGAUCAACUGUACGAUGACACUGCGCCCCUAGAUGAAACGUUCUAUCACAUUGUCACGAGGAACGAAAGCGACGAUGAAGAUGUCAACGAACAGAUUAAGACAAACCCCACGCAACCUGAUAAUCGUAGUUCGGAAGAGAAAUGGAGGAAAGUUUCCGAUGCUGUUGACGAUGAACUGUACGAUGAUAUUGCGCCCCUGGACGACACUUUCUAUCAUGUUGUCACGAGGAACGAAAAUGACGACGAGAAUGUCAACGAGCAGAUUCAGACAAAUCCCAUACAACCUGAUAAUCAUAAUCCUGCGAAUCAGAUCCAUGGAAAAAGCGAUGCAGUUGAAAUUCCUGGUAAUAACGACCGCGUGGUCUGGAGAAAUGAAACCGUCAACGAUAUGGACAAUGAUUGUGAUGAUGCUUCAAAUGAACAUGCUGAGCUCGAGCCUGUCGACGAUGAAGCUGUCGAUGAUCCAGAGUAUCAAAUCGUUGACAGGAAUGAAAUCGACGAUGAGAUUGGGGAGGACAUAGAUACACACGGACUCGAUGUUGACGACGCGAUUGAUGCCGGCAUCAUGAGCACUGUUAUGGUCGACAAUGAAUUGUACAGACCGCUAUGUAUUGUCGAAGAUUCAGGAAAUCUUGAGGAAGAAAAUCAGACGUUUCAAAAUGAUACUGUAAUAUAA